Molecule: messenger RNA, 813 nt
Organism: Penicillium subrubescens
Lineage: Eukaryota; Fungi; Ascomycota; Eurotiomycetes; Eurotiales; Aspergillaceae
Product: SNAP receptor PEP12
Exons: 2
Coding region: 1-813 (270 amino acids)
Biological process (GO): Golgi to vacuole transport; vesicle fusion; intracellular protein transport
Cellular component (GO): SNARE complex; endomembrane system; membrane
Molecular function (GO): SNARE binding; SNAP receptor activity
Source: RefSeq, a predicted model, not a curated record
AUGUCUUUCGACCGCCUCAACUCGCUGGAGGCCCAGCCCACCGAUAUGCGCCGGUCCGAUGACCCGCAAUAUCGCGACGAUCCUGGCUUCGACCAUCUCGCCGAAUCGCUCUCCGAUCAGUUGUUCACAUUGACCUCCAACAUCUCUCGCUUGUCUAAUCAAAUCGCUCUUCUCGGCACGAAACGGGACACUGAACGUGUGCGCGAACGAGUCCACAAUCUAUUGGAGGAGACCCGGGCGGGGUUCAAGGAUGUAGGCGACGGGCUUAAGAAGAUCCAGCAAUGGGAGGACGUCAAUCCGUCCCAAAAAUGGACUCAGCAGAAGCUGUCAUCUGAGUUCAAGGCCAGUCUGGAUGAAUUCCAGACGGUGCAACGCCGCGCCCUUGAGAAGCAACGCGCAUCGGCCGUCGCAGCCCGGACCGCCAUUGAGGAGGGUGACCAUCCAUCUGGCGAGGCGGGAGUUCAACUACAACAGCAGCUAGAGGAGCAGUCCCGUAUGGCCAACCAGAGCGAGGUAGAUUUCCAGGAAUCUCUUAUCAUUGAGCGCGAGAACGAGAUCCGGAACAUUGAGCAGAGUGUUGGCGAGUUGAAUGAGCUGUUCCGUGAUGUUGCUCAUAUUGUUCAUGAGCAGGGAGGUCAGCUCGACAUCAUCAGUGAGAACGUCCAGAACGUUUCCCAAGACACACGGGGCGCCAACACCGAGCUCCGCAGUGCCAGUCGAUACCAGAAGAAUGCACGCAACAAGGCAUGCUGCUUGCUUAUCAUUCUGGCAGUUAUCAUGACCAUCAUCGUUCUUGCUGUUGUUCUCGGUUAG